AUGUUAGGUUUAAUUGAAUGUUUAUGUUUUUUAAUUAAAAGUCUGAAAGCUGAUAACAUCCCUGUUUACGUACCAAUAACAUCGCUAAAAAAAUUAAAAUCCUUACAAAAGGGGUAUAUUUCUGAUGAUCGUGUACUUGUGUUUGAUAUAGACAACACUCUUUAUAAAAGUAAAGGAAUUAAUAAUAAUAUAGAAAGAUUUACUAGUUGGCUUAAAAAAAGAACUUCACCUGAGGGAUUUAAACAAUAUUUAAAGGGUAGAUCAAAUAUGGGGAGUUUCAAUUUAACUUUAAAUGUGCUAAAUAUUGAUCAGCAAGAAUUUAUUGAUUUUACUGAUGAAAAAAUAAAGAAUAUUCCAAAAUAUUCAAAAGAUAAUGAUCUAAUUUUUAUUCUAUCAAAAAUAAGGCACCCUAAAUAUGCUUUUACUAACGCCAGAAAGGAAUUUGCACAAAAGAUUCUUAGAGAUUUAGGAAUUGAAAAAUAUUUUAAGGCCGUGUUUCAUCCAAACAUUCCUUCUAAACGCAAACCAAUUUUGUUUAAACCAAUGAAAGACUCGUUUAAGUUUGUUCAGAAGUUUCUGAGAAUUAAAAAUCCCAAACUCAUUACUUUUUAUGAUGAUAAAGAAAAGAAUAUAAAAAUAGCUAAGAUGUUGGGAUGGAAUGCUAGACUGACUAUUUAUCCAGGCGUUUUAGACGGUAUAGAAAUAUUUGUAACAGACUAA
This is a messenger RNA of Hepatospora eriocheir, 720 nucleotides long. The record is from the annotation of a GenBank genome assembly. NCBI's taxonomy places the organism in Eukaryota, Fungi, Microsporidia, Hepatosporidae.